UGAACUGAGAGACAAGAGACCUACCCCCUCAGUGCUGUUGUCUCUUUGGAAAAUAAAUAAGAACGGGAGUCUAAAACCCUCUCUGUGUUUUGACCCACCGAAAAGCAACUUCCUUCUUCUCUACGACAGAAAAUGGCAAUCUGUUUUCUUUCUCCUUUGAAACCCAUAACCCCAACAACUUCCUUGACAACAAGCCUUAAUCCUAAAAAACCAAACAUCCUUCGCUGUAACUUUGCUCUGCCAAUCAUCACAACCACCGAACCUGAACCCGUUUUCACCUCCGUUAGAUCCUUCGCACCUGCCACCGUCGCCAAUCUUGGCCCUGGCUUCGAUUUCCUCGGAUGCGCCGUUGAUGGCCUCGGCGACUUCGUCUCUCUCCGUGUCGACCCCUCGGUCCACCCCGGCGAGCUCUCCAUCUCCGAUAUUUCAGGCACAAAAAGUCUCUCCAAAAACCCUCUCAACAACUGUGCUGGCAUCGCCGCCAUUGCAACCAUGAAGAUGCUCAACAUUCGCUCUGUGGGUCUCUCUCUUUCCCUUGAAAAGGGCCUUCCUUUAGGAUCCGGACUCGGAUCCAGCGCUGCCAGUGCUGCUGCGGCUGCUGUGGCGGUGAAUGAGCUGUUUGGAAGGAAAUUGGAGGUGAAAGAUCUGGUAUUGGCUGGAUUGGAAUCUGAAGCUAAAGUUUCAGGUUACCAUGCUGAUAAUAUAGCACCAGCAAUAAUGGGUGGUUUUGUUUUGAUUAGAAGUUAUGAUCCAUUAGAGUUAAUGAGUUUACAAUUCCCCGUUGAAAAGGACUUGAUCUUUGUGCUUGUUAGUCCUGAUUUUGAAGCCCCAACUAAGAAAAUGAGGGCUGCAUUGCCUGCUGAAGUAGGGAUGUCACACCACGUGUGGAAUUGUAGUCAAGCUGGGGCUUUAGUGGCUUCAGUGCUGCAAGGGAAUUUGGUGGGGUUAGGGAAGGCACUGUCAAGUGACAAAAUUGUGGAGCCUAGAAGGGCUCCUCUGAUUCCUGGUAUGGAAGGGGUUAAGAAGGCGGCUCUGGAGGCAGGGGCUUUUGGAUGUACCAUUAGUGGGGCAGGACCGACAGCGGUGGCAGUGGUGGAUAGUGAGGAUAGAGGGGUGGAAGUUGGGGAGAGAAUGGCGGAGGCUUUUUGGAAAGAAGGGAAAUUGAAGGCUGUCGCUAUGGUUAAGAGGCUGGAUAGAGUUGGUGCUAGACUAGUUGGUAGUGUUCCUAGAUGAUGCUGGUUUUGAUCUGGUGUGAGAUAAUAAGUUCAAACAGCAGUAAAUACCCAGUCACCAGGCCAAAAAGUAGAGGGGACAGCUUUUUUGGUUUUGUUUUGCUUCAGUGUUAAACUGUUAUUGAAUGCAGCUGCUUUAAUGAAUAAACCUCACAUGUUUUUGCUCUCUUCUAUGUCAAA
Messenger RNA from Populus euphratica (Euphrates poplar), 1412 nucleotides. RefSeq names its product homoserine kinase-like. Lineage: Eukaryota; Viridiplantae; Streptophyta; Magnoliopsida; Malpighiales; Salicaceae. The record is from RefSeq and is a predicted model, not a curated record. The coding region runs from base 133 to 1233 and encodes 366 amino acids. Gene Ontology annotation, biological process: L-threonine metabolic process. The transcript has a single exon. Gene Ontology annotation, molecular function: ATP binding; homoserine kinase activity.